GCCACUUCCCUGGUAUACGUUGCAGGUAUGAAAACGCAUGGAUCUAUGGGCCUAUCUUAACGUGUAUUUAUACCACGACGUCGAGCCUGAGCGAUCGAUCAGAGCCGAGACUGAGGUGGAUACUGAGCAAUUCGACAAGUGAAGUCAUAUUUAUAUUCCAGUCAUUUUGUGUUGCCUAAUUAAUCUCGUUUGACCGGAUUUAGAAUGAUAAAAAUGCAGUCAUUGUUGAUAAGAUGUGGUCCAUUUCAGCGGAUUAUACCUCUAGUCAGUGGCGGAUUAUCGGGUUUUGGGAGAAAUAUUGCAAGUCGAAGUUUGACCCUGUCUUCUGCAAGCACUCAGGCGAGAAGCUCCGGAGUCGGUGCCAGUGGCCCCGGGGAGAAGCGACAUAACAAAAACACACAGAAGAGAACUGUUCAUGGGGUUGCUAAGCAACAGACGUUUCCUGAUGCCCCUGAAAUACCGCCAUGUGACCACCAGCCCAACAAAUAUGAGGGUAUGUCCUAUGAGGAUGCCAGGCAGGUGCGGAACGAGUCCAUCAACCCGGCCCUCUUCACCUACUACAGAAACCCUGUGAUGCUUCAUCAUGGGAAGAUGCAGUGGCUCUGGGACGUAGCAGGCAAGCGAUACCUUGAUCUCUUUGGGGGAAUCGUCACAGUCAGCGUUGGACACUGCCACCCACAUGUGACCGAUGCACUGGUCAAACAAGCACACAACCUCUGGCAUACCACAAAUAUCUACAUGCAUCCGGCUAUACAUCAGUAUGCCAAAGACCUAAGAGCUAAACUUCCUGAACACCUUAAUGUGAUAUACUUUGUGAACAGUGGUACUGAUGCUAAUGAUAUGGCUGUUCAGAUGGCCCGUAUGUACACUGGUUCUUAUGAUGUCAUCAGCUUCAGGAAUGCGUAUCACGGUGCCAGCCCAAAUCUCCUGGGCCUGACAGCCAUGAGCAGUUGGAUUUACCCUAUACCAUCUGGCUUUGGGAUGAGGAACACCAUGAAUGCUGACUGCUAUAGGGGACUUUGGGGAGGAAAAUUCUGUCGUGAUUCCCCAGUUCAGACCGACCGUGAUUGUGACUGCACGGUAGAAUGCAAGGCAAAGGAUCUCUACCUAGAACAGUAUGCAGAAGUUCUGAGGUACUCUACAGGAAAGAAGAUUGCAGGUUUUUUCGCUGAAGGAAUUCAGGGUGUUGGGGGCACAGUGCAGUACCCUAAAGGACUCUUGGCUGAGAUGUACAAACUGACCAGGGAAAAAGGUGGAGUGUGCAUCUCAGAUGAGGUUCAGACCGGGUUCGGCCGUCUUGGCAGCCAUUUCUGGGGCUUUGAAAGCCAUGGGAUUAUGCCAGAUAUUGUGACCAUGGCAAAAGGAAUUGGAAAUGGAUUUCCCCUUGGAGCUGUUGUGACAACAUCUGAAAUCGCUGCUACAAUGAAGGAAGCUCUCCAUUUUAACACAUACGGAGGAAACCCACUGUCGUGUGCUGUCGGCUCUGCUGUACUUGAGGUGAUCGACAAUGAAGGACUCCAAGCGAACUCAGAGAAUGUAGGUACCCAUCUCCUCCUUGAGUUAGCAAAACUCCGAGAUGAGUUUGAGGUUGUUGGUGAUGUCAGAGGAAAAGGUCUUAUGAUCGGGAUGGAAAUGGUUGCAGACAAGGAAACGAGAGCACCCCUCCCUCCUGAUGAAAUGAUGGACAUUUGGGAAGAUACCAAGGAGAUGGGACUUCUUAUAGGCAAAGGAGGAUUUUAUGGACAGGUAUUCCGUAUCAAGCCCCCUAUGUGUAUCACCAAGGAUGACGCUGACUUCACAGUAGCAGUGAUACGUCAGGCACUCCUCAGGCACAGAGACCGUCAAGCAAAGAAAUGAGUGCCUGCUUCUCUCCUUUCCCAUCGACUCUUUUGAACCAGUAUUACAUUCCCGAUAUGCCAAUCAGGGAAUUCAGGGAUCGGCGAGUAAGGGAAACUUGUCAAAAGUCUAUGUCGCAUCUUUCAUCAGGAAUCCCAUUUCAAAAACAUUUUGCAUCUCUUCUUAUCCACUUUCUUGCAUUCUCCAUUAUUUUGUGUAUGAUGAAAUGUGAGAAAUUGUCAUAAAUAGUCACUUGAAGGAUUCCUGCAGGAAAGACGCGGCUCUGCCUUAGGACAAGACGGAAAUUAUACUCGUGGGGUAUGUCUGUGUCUGUCGGCCUCAAAAUCAACAAUAACUCGCCAGGUGAGGUUCUCUCGAAUCAGCCAAAAUAGUAAAUAAGCCUACAUAAAUUGAAUAUAAGCAAAAUUAACCUUGUCUAAAAGAGUAGCACUUCUACUCUGUACAGUCAAAGUUAUAAAGCAGUGGCAGAUCCAGGAUUUUGCAAUAGAAGUGGCACAAGUAGCAAAAUUUGGAAAUAGAGGGGGUGCAGAUUUCCAUUUUCUUAGAUUUAGAUACAUGUUGAAUGGGCGAUCCUCAAAAUAUAGAGGGGGUGCAUCCCUUGUACCCCCCUGGAUCCAACACUAUAAAGUCAAACAUAAAAUGGAAUAUCAAGAGUUACUCUGAGACCAUUACAUAUUUGCAGAUAGCUGGGAGUUUCACUGAGCUAGGGCAGCAGUAUGUCAUGUCCGAGUGAACCCCAAAUGUCUAAUCUAAUUUUCUCCUUUAUAUUUGAGGUACUCACCGACAUUCUUCUACAUCGGAUCAAGUACUAUAUAUAUCAUUUUAGAGCUUGGGAUAAAUAACUAUAAAUUCAUUUUUGCUGACUUAUUGUGGUUUAUAAGGCCAAUGAUCACCUAAAUGAUGCAUACCAUGAUACAGUGUGUUAUUAUAAAGAAGGAUUCCAGUUCUGGGCAAGAUGAAAAGUAAUUUGUGAGGUUUGAUAUCGUUUUCAUGUUAUUUUCUAAAAAUAUCUUGGUAUUAAUAACUAUUAAUCUUCUCUGCAAAUGAUUGGUCUAAUAUUUCCAUUAUGACGAAGAAUACAUGCAUCUGAAAUGUUAGAUCAGGACACUUUAGUGUCAUAAUUAUAAUUGGGUGGGGGGUCAUAAAGUCAUCACCUUUAUACACAUACAUUUUAAUCAUCAAGAUUUUAUUGAUUGUAUUUCAUCUUUAUAUGAUGGGACUCAAAAGAACUUGAGGCACAUGUCCCAAUCGUGCAUGUAUACUAAAAAAAAAGCCAUAACUUUGGUAUCCUUCCAAAGCCAUCAUCAAUAUGUUUCCACCAAAUUUCCACCUUUUUUUUUAAAACCCAAGUUGACACAAGGAUGAAGUUUCCUUUAACAGCUAAGGCGAUAGAUUUUAUUUCAUCAUUGGAUCAGACAUUCUCAUAUCUCUCUGGUGCAAAGAGUCUCACAUUGGACAAUUAACCUUGAACCUGCCUCAAUUUAGGGAGGGGGGAGGCAUUUAGAUUUCAGAUAAAAGUAUUUAUAAAAGUGAAAACAUAAAUUGUGAUCAAAAGGCUUGUCCUGUUCUCAUUUUGUGCAGUGAAUUACAUUUUUGACAAUUCUCACAGUAAAACCGGUCCAUAAUGGCCACCCAAAGAAGAUAGGAAAGUGUCUUUGUGAGCAGGUGGUAUUCAUGGCAGGUUCCUGUAGUGUUAUACAGUAGUAGUACAUCACGUCUUUAUUAGAGAUCAAGAAGAAUUCCAAUGGGGAAAUAAUAUUCAAGGGAAAGCAAAAUGUUUAUCUUUGUAGGUCCCUCUGUACAGGCGAUUGCUAAAGUAGGUUUGACUCUGGUUUUUUAUCUUUAAAA
Molecule: messenger RNA, 3705 nt
Organism: Lytechinus pictus (painted urchin)
Lineage: Eukaryota; Metazoa; Echinodermata; Echinoidea; Temnopleuroida; Toxopneustidae
Product: alanine--glyoxylate aminotransferase 2, mitochondrial-like
Exons: 13
Coding region: 205-1857 (550 amino acids)
Biological process (GO): glyoxylate catabolic process
Cellular component (GO): mitochondrion
Molecular function (GO): L-alanine:glyoxylate transaminase activity; pyridoxal phosphate binding
Source: RefSeq, a predicted model, not a curated record